GGUUGAUAUGAAAACGGAAUGUAUAAAACUGAACUUUCUCACAUCGAUGACUGCGUGAAACUGUGUGGAGCUAAUUGCAAGAAAUCUCUAAAGCGUGACAACAAAGGUAUUACAGGAACAUUGGUUGGGAUGUGGAGAUGGCCAAUGUAACAGAUGGUUUUGAAUACUAUUACGACUAUGUGGAUUUUGUAAGCUUUGAUGAAAGCAAGCUAAAAGCAAACAAAUGUAAGUACAAAACUCUCCUUUUUUCCUUUACAUUUCAGAAAGUUCUCAAUGAAUCAGGUUAAUAAAAUACCAAGUUUGUAUUGUGUGUUUUUACGGGACAUGAAGAGAUAUUCUGGGGAAAAAAAGAUCUAGACGUAACAUAUAGCUUUGGACGCCAAAGAAUGUUUGCGUUGAUCUCUCCACUUGUAGAAUUUUGCUUCGGAAUUGCUUUUACUAUUUAUAAAAUGCCAUUUCUGCAGCAUUUUAGGAUUUACAUUAACUCCCUAUCACAUAAAGAAAAAAUAACAUACUAGAAUAGUGACAUCUAUUAUAUGGUUGAGAUGGAUCGCAGUAAGGUCUAGGUUUUAAUCUCAGAUGUAAACAGAGAGAAGUGGGAUUGACUUGACUAUAUCUCAGUUAUAGAUGUAAAAUAAAUUAAAUUUGUAUCUUGUAAUACCUUUUUUAUUGGACUAACAGAAUUUUGUAAUGACAAGCUUUCGGGAGAACCUCCCUUUCUCAAGUCUGAAGCAUUUCUGAGCAAGACGACACAUAGAAUUCAAAGUUGAGUCAUGAUACAGGAGUUAGAGCGAUAUGAGUGCAGAUAAAGCACAAGUUUGAUAGAAAAUAGACACCAUUCUCACAGACUGAUCUUCACACAAGAUAUUUACCAAUCUCUGAGAGAAUGGUGUCUAUUUUCUAUCAAUCCUGUGUCUUAUCUGCACUGAUGUCGCUUUAACCCCUGUAUCACAACUCAACUUUGAAUUCUAUGUGUCGUCUUGCUCAGAAAUGCUUUAGACUUGAGAAAGGGAGGUUCUACCAAAAGCUUGUCAUUAAAAAAUUCUGUUAGUCCAAUAAAAAAGGUAUUAAAAGAUCCAAAUUUUAUCUGUGUUUUACAUCUACAUCAAUGGACUAAUACGUCUACAAUCUCUACUUUUUAGUUAUAGAAAUAGUAUGAUGACAGGCAGACCUCCCAUAAUAUAUUAUAGAUAUUUUAAUAACUUCUGUGUGAUCUUAGAAAGAAAGAAUUUCUUGGAAAGAAAUAAAGUGAUUUUUCUGCAAUCAGAUUUAGGAGCUCAGGCUCCAACACAUAGAUUUACAGACUAGAUCUGAGCUUCUCAAUGUAUGUUCUAAUAUACCCAAAGAGUUCAUUUCUGUUUAUCUCUUGCAAAAACGGAUGCAUUAAUCACUAGAUAACAAAGAGAAGCCUUAUGGCAAUGAACAAGGGGCUGUAAACAAUUGCUUAAAAGCCUUAUGGCAGUGGUGCCCAAUGGGUAAAUCCUCAGAUGUUGUAAGACUACAACUCCCAUGAUGUUUUGCAUGCCUUUAGAAUACAUUUAGAAUGCAAAGCAUCAUAGAAGUUGUAGUUUUAAAAACAGCUGGGGGUCUACAUGUUGGGCAACCCUGCUUUAUGGCAAUGAACAAGGGACUGUCAACAACUGCCCAAAUAAAUAAAAACAAAAAACGAUAUUUAGUAGAUAUAACCCCAGUGAAAACAUGUAUGCCUUUAAUUAUGCAUGUUCUCAUUGCGGUAUAACUACAACAGACAUCCUAGUGCUUCCUUAAUGAGAGGUCUAUGCAAGGUUUGAGUGAUCGCCUGCCACACUGUGCAGCACUGCCCCAUGAAGCACCUCUAGUAGCCAUCUGAGGAGUUGCCAGUGAAGUUAUCACUAGGCUGUAAUGUAAACACUGCAUUUUCUCUGAAAAGGCCGUAUUUACUGCAAAAAGCUAAUGAUUCUACUCACCAGAACAAAUUCAAUAAACUGUAGUUGUUCUGGUGACUAUAGUGUCCCGUUAAGGUUAAAUCUCACUACACCUGUUGUUGUGUCUGAUCUCAUGUUAUUAAUGUCAACCUGUCACAGAUUUGUUUUUAAUUUGCAGAUUCGAUUGUCAUUGCUUUUUGGGUCGGCCUUGCACUUUUUGUGGUAUUUUUAUUCCUUACUUUACUCUACAUAUCGAGAACGUUCUCAACACGAACACAGUAAGUUAUUUUUAGUCCUUAAUCCCAAAAAGUUAAUACAUGAUCAAAAAUACUGGAGUUUGUAUUUUUUGUAGGAAUGCAUUAUUGUACUUCAAAGAGGGGCUAAAAGUCUAAAGUGUAGACUUUUUUUAUUUAAAGUAUUAUUAAAGGACCACUAUAGUCACCCAGACCACUUCAGCUCAAUGAAGUGGUCCGGGUGCCAGGUCCCCCAGGUUUUAACCCUUCAGCUGAAAACAAAGCAGUUUCAGAGAAACUGAUAUGUUUCACUGAGGGUUAAUCCAGCCUCUAGUGCAGUGGUAGUCAACCUUUUUCUACCUACCGCCCACUAAUGCAUCUUUUUGGUUGAAAAAAUGUCCUUACCGCCCACCAGUUUUCGCGCAAGUGCGGAAUAUUUUAUAGAAAGGAGGGUGUUUUUAAAAAAAAAAAAAAAAUGUACGUACAUUUAUCUUUUUAUUUCUACUUAAUGCAUGUUUAUAAUGUUUUUAACUUUAUAAAGUUUAAUUAGAAAACAAUAAAAUAAAUUGAAAUGACCUUUACUAGUGAUUAAUGAGAUCCUUGAGGUUGAUGCUGCAAGACUAAAUAUUUGAUAUCUGGUUCGAUUUUCGUAAGGAACAAACAAAGGUCUCCUCUUUCGGUGAUAUUCAGACGACUUCUCUGUUUGCGCAUAAUAAGAUUUCUCAUCUGUGCGUCAGCUCCCCUCCUCUCCCUCCUUAAUUCCCCUCCCCACCUUUUUAAAAAUAAAUUUUAACCUUCCUUAUAGCAAUGCCCAGUAGGAAGGCUGAGCUAGGUAGCCCACUUACUAUAGCCCACUAUAACAUACAUACACACACAUACAGACUCAUACACACACAAACACAUAUUUAAGUCACCCUCCUGUUUCCUACCUUUAACUCCUUAAGGACCAAACUUCUGGAAUAAAAGGGAACCAUGACAUGUCACACAUGUCAUGUGUCCUUAAGGGGUUAAAGUGCAGGAGGGUGACUUUCCCUGGGGUCCAAUGGUGGCUCAGGUGUCCUGUUGGCGCCCGGUCGCGCUGUUAAAGUGCCCAGCGCUGACCGGGCCCCCUUACAAUCCACAUCCAUCGGGUGGCCCUGACAGCAUGGGCCACCCGAUGGACCCCUCCAUAUGCGGCCCUGGCGGUUUGCCACGCAGGCUGGGGCCACAAGUGGUGAUGGCGGUACCCGGUCGUAGGGGUACCGCCGGCUCGCACCCGCCCGCCCAAUCUGUCAAAAUUUGAAAAUCCCUACCGCCCACCUGGAAUCCUGAAACACCCACUAGUGGGCGGUAGGGACCAGGUUGACGACCCAUGCUCUAGUGGCUGUCUCACUGAUAUAUCUGUUGUCUGAAGAGUCAAGAUCCAGAAUUGUUUUCAUAUUUAUUUAAAGGAAAAAAAAAAAACCUUCCAGGGCAUUUAAUAAAAUGUUCAUUGACACAUGUACAUCGACACUAUCAUGUUAUGAAAUUAUAGAAUAUUCAAUAAAAGGUCUUAUCUCCCUGAAUUCUCUAAAUGUGUCUGUCAACUAAAUAACGAUUAGAAAGGCAAAACAUGGCAGUUGUAGUUUUAAAUAAUCUGUGGAUCUACCUUUUGGGUACCCCUAAACUAAAAGAAUCUGUAUCCAGCCACCGUAAGUACACUUGGCCUUUGAUGAGGCUCAUCAGCACAGAGCCGGCUUUGUCUGUAGAUCGAAAGCAUAAAGUUAUGGUAAAAGAAACAACUCAAAUAACUUGUAAGAACCAAUUAUAUGCCACAAAUGAGACAGCAAUCAGGCACUAAAAGGUCUAAAUUAGACACAUACAAACAGUCUUUAUAAUGGGUAAUUUAACUUCGUAUAGAUGGAAAACCCAAUCAAGUUUUCAAACAGACUGUAUUUAAUUACAUUUUUAUUGAGCACCUUUUUUGAAUGAACAUAUAAAAUCUGACCUCAGCAACGGAAAUGAUAUUCUAACACUGGAUGUUCUGUUUACUCUGUGUGUUCUAUUUCAGAAUCUUUGUUUAAAAUGCAUUAUCAUCAAUUAGGAUGUGUCCACAGCUCAUUUGGACAUUGACCUUAAAGGAAUCAAUGAAUACAAAUGUGCAUUUCUAAUGCUAUAGUGUCCUGUUGGCUGUUAAGGUGACCAGCUCCAACCUGCAGUAAAAAAAAAAAAGAAAGUCUAUUACUUACCUUUUCUUCCUCACAACGCUGUUCUCCAAAGCACCCACCUCCUUGGGUGAGAUCAUGGAGAAAGAUGAUCUCAGCUAAUCCAAUGCUCUUCCAUAAAUUUGCAUUGGAAGGCUUGUGUGCAUUCGCAAAUUUCAUGAUGAGAUCAUCUGAUAGGAAGCGUUACUUUGCUAUUCUCUUGGAAUCGCCUCUAGUGGCUGUCUACUUCAUUGACAUGUUGUUACGUCAACAGACAAACUGAAAACUAUAUUAUAAUGAAUUGAAUAACAACACAUGGGUAGAAUAAAAAGAUUUGUGUAAUCUGGGGAUCUGUUGCAGGCUCCUCCUACUCACCAUGAAGUGUCCAAUGACAGCUUUGAUGGGGAGGAGCCAGGCACGCGCCAUCAGUCUUUGGCAUUGCAGUAGCCAUGGACUAUGGAGUGCCCAAUCCGUAUCUUUUUGGCAGACAUUGUAUCAUUUCCUGUUAGUGGGUUGCUUAAGUUAGCUGUGCUGGGCUACAGGAGUGAGCUGUGAGAACAAUCUGUAUCUGUAAAAAAUGUAAUGGGAGCUGGGGUAAUAAAUAUAAACUAGAAAUAUGCGUGUGUGAGGGAGACCGCAGAUACAAAGUAGCCAUAUUGGAUAUUAUAUAUAUAUAUAUAGGAUUUAUUUUAUUUUUUACAAAAUGCCAUAAAUCUUUUUAUUAAAAAAAAAUGUAGUUAUUGCUGCUGCAUUUUAAUGGACAUUAGCAGAAAAAGUACUAAUCUGAACCUGGUAAAAUGACAAUCAGGUAUAGUCUGAUGGUCACAAAGGGCACCCAGACGUUAGGUUAUGUAACAGUUGUGGGAGGGGAGGGUCUAAAACAAAACAAACGAACUGUAAAAUGUGACAUACAUGUUUUAAUCAGGCAGUACAGGUACCCUCAAAGAAUAUGAGAAAACAGAAGCAAUCUACGUAGCCACAGUUCCAGAGUGAAAUGACAAUGGGAACAAUAUUCAGCAUUCCAGGUAAGAGGAUAAAAGAUGUGACAGUCAUUCGUCACAUCACGCACGACCAACC
Molecule: messenger RNA, 5376 nt
Organism: Pelobates cultripes (western spadefoot toad)
Lineage: Eukaryota; Metazoa; Chordata; Amphibia; Anura; Pelobatidae
Source: the annotation of a GenBank genome assembly